GAAAACAUUUAUUUCGAUUACAUUUUCAAUUCGAGAUAUAUGAUUAAGUUUUGAAGAAAUUUAUAUAUUUUUAGAUACUUUUCUUACCUUUAUGUUUUGAAAUCCAUUGUAAACUAAGAUUUUUCAAAUAUUUGCCAACCGGAAGUUUGUGUGCUGUCUGUAGAAACAGCAACGCCAAGAAUUUUUGUUUGGCGCCUUUACGGGGCCGGUCGAACAAAAACGACUGUUUUCUCUAAUCUUCAUUUAGUUAUUUGUAGUGUGUUUUGUACAAAAUGGGUGAUAAAGGAGAUGGAGAAACAUUCGACGACGCGGUUGAAGAAAGAGUGAUAAACGAGGAGUACAAAAUAUGGAAGAAGAAUACUCCAUUUCUGUACGACUUGGUGAUGACACACGCCCUGGAGUGGCCCUCCCUGACGGCCCAGUGGCUUCCCGAUGUUACCAGACCGGAGGGCAAGGAUUAUUCGGUUCACAGGCUAAUUUUGGGCACACACACAUCAGAUGAACAGAAUCAUCUACUCAUCGCCAGUGUUCAACUGCCAAAUGAAGAUGCACAGUUUGAUGCAAGCCACUAUGACAAUGACAAAGGAGAAUUCGGCGGCUUCGGCUCUGUGUCCGGUAAAAUCGACAUAGAGAUAAAGAUAAACCACGAGGGCGAGGUGAACCGCGCGCGCUACAUGCCGCAGAACCCAUGCGUCAUCGCCACCAAGACACCGUCCUCCGACGUGCUCGUGUUCGACUACACCAAGCACCCGUCCAAGCCUGAACCCUCGGGGGACUGCCAUCCUGAUCUGAGACUGCGUGGUCAUCAAAAAGAAGGUUAUGGUCUGUCUUGGAAUCCAAACCUUAAUGGAUACCUCCUGUCAGCAAGCGAUGACCACACAAUAUGCCUAUGGGACAUAAACGCGACGCCGAAGGAGGGCCGCGUGAUCGAGGCCAAGUCCGUGUUCACGGGACACACCGCCGUGGUGGAGGAUGUCGCGUGGCAUCUCCUGCACGAGUCUCUGUUUGGAUCGGUGGCAGAUGACCAGAAACUCAUGAUCUGGGAUACAAGAUGUAACAAUACAUCAAAACCAUCGCACACAGUGGACGCGCACACCGCCGAAGUAAACUGUCUCAGUUUCAACCCAUAUUCGGAAUUUAUACUGGCUACGGGCAGUGCCGAUAAAACCGUGGCGCUGUGGGACCUGCGCAACCUCAAACUGAAGCUGCACUCGUUCGAGUCGCAUAAGGACGAGAUCUUCCAAGUGCAGUGGUCACCGCACAACGAGACCAUCCUGGCCAGCAGCGGCACCGACAGGAGACUGCACGUAUGGGAUCUGUCGAAGAUCGGCGAGGAGCAGACUGCGGAAGAUGCGGAGGACGGCCCGCCCGAGCUGUUGUUCAUACACGGCGGACACACCGCUAAGAUAUCCGACUUCUCCUGGAAUCCCAACGAGCCCUGGGUCAUUUGUUCUGUUUCUGAGGAUAAUAUUAUGCAGGUAUGGCAGAUGGCGGAGAACAUCUAUAAUGAUGAGGAGCCGGAGACGCCCGCGUCGGAGCUGGAGUCCGGUGUUAACGUGAACCACGGCUAGCCUUCGCCCCCCUCUGCCGCUCACUUCACCACCACAACCGCCACCCGCUCGCCCACGCGUUACGCCACGCCAGACACCACGCUACACAUCGACAACUGACCAUCCACCACACCACUCAUACAAAUGGAAAAAACUGCAUCAGUUGUUAGUCUCUUUUCAUAAGUGUAAAUGUGACAGCUGCUAACAGGUACACUUCGGUCGUUUUGAACUUUUCUCAUGUCGUCAAGGCUAUUUUUAGAGACGAAAUUUCGAGUAAGAGAAGGGCCUAUUUAAGCCAGCUAAAGUGGAUGGGCCGUAUUUGCAAGAGGGGUGUCCACAGUAGUAUCCAAAAAAUCACUGCAUGUUUAAAACUAUGAAAACAUAACUUGAAACUAGUGCACAGUUUUCUCGAUUUCAUUAUGAUUUAUUUAUAUCCAAUUCAAUUAUGCUACAUAAAGUAUUUUUAUUUAGUUAUUACAUUUUUGAUGGAGACGGCGUAUGUAUGCUAUAAACAUACUGUGUCGAACACACGAGUGUGGUCUUGCGGUUGUCUCAAUCCAUAAACUAUACUAUGUUUAAGUCGAAAGGUUUCAUUAGAACCAACUUUUUGUAACGGCCCGUAGCAAAAUAAAGAUCUCGAACACAAUUUUACAUUUUAAAUAAUCUACCUUUUUCAUUACACAACGUCACGCUGUUUAGAUCUCAUUUCGAUCUCCCACAUAUUCUGGGGGUUAUAUGUUUCAUUAGAAACAUUAACCAGUGAUGGUCUACGUGCAAGAAUCUCAGAGCAAAUGAUAUCAAUUUUGCAAAAACUGUAAUUCAGCUGUAAUGCGCGUUAUGAGUAGGAAUUUUUGAUAAUACGACACAGUUGUUUGCUUUUUUAGGAGGGGUUUGAAGUUCAGUUUAAAGAAAAGUUUAUCUUCUAUUAUGCGACCUAUGUUUUUGUGGGGUUGCAUAUUAGGCCUUUGAUAACAUAAUUUUGUUUUUUGCAUCAAUAGAAUUCUAACUCGGUACGUCAACCGCUGAAUACAUUAAAUUAUUGAAUAAAUUUACUAAAAAGGAAACCAAUACGUAAAUAGUAUGUAAUUACGAAUAUUUAGAAAUGAAUUUUGUUUUCGUUUAAAUAAAUGUUUUAAUAUGUUUGCACGUAGAUCGGUAAUUCGGUGCGUUUGUUUCAUAAAAGCACUAGUUUGAUAUAUCAAUUGUUAUGAAUUACUUUUCAGUCACAUCGCUAGCCAGCACAAAUUGAUUCCAUUUUAUUUAUUUUAUGUUUUAAACCACACGCAGAAAUGUGUUUUCUGUUAUCGUCUGACUUUAAGAGCUUCUUUCGUAGGAUAUGUUUUAAUAUAAGUAGGUACAUUAAUGCAUAUGUGUCUAGUUAUUUUGCAUACAUUAAAUGUAACAAUUGCGAUCAGAUACCGUUUGGUGGAGAAUAUUUUGUGUCCACUCUGUAACCUUAUUGAUGCCGUGGCGAAGUACUUUGUAUAAACGUUGUAUUGACAAUUGGGAGAUUUGGAUUGUCUGCAAAUCUUGGCAUUUGUGAAAUAUGACGCCAUUGACUGGAAAUUAAAUUAAAAAAAAAAGUUGUAGACGCCAGAGGGUAAUAAUAUACAAGUAUCAAACAGUAACCUCAUUGCAAUUGAAUUAAUUAGAUAGUAACGGCCAAACCGUAGGUACUCUAUACACAAUAAUGUUGUUAGGUAAAUUAUAGGCAUAAACACUGAAUAUAAACUAAGUAGAGGUAAGGAUGUUGAGAGGAGCUCUUAGCCGCUGUCGCGACUGCCCGAGGGGACUUGUAAUAUUUCGGAAUGUAAUUUUAUGAUCCGCUAUGUGAUUAUUAUGAUUAAAAUUAUCGUAAUAAAA
Molecule: messenger RNA, 3413 nt
Organism: Manduca sexta (tobacco hornworm)
Lineage: Eukaryota; Metazoa; Arthropoda; Insecta; Lepidoptera; Sphingidae
Product: chromatin assembly factor 1 p55 subunit
Exons: 10
Coding region: 273-1571 (432 amino acids)
Biological process (GO): regulation of gene expression
Cellular component (GO): NuRD complex; nucleus; ESC/E(Z) complex
Molecular function (GO): histone binding
Source: RefSeq, a predicted model, not a curated record